Messenger RNA from Monascus purpureus, 342 nucleotides. NCBI's taxonomy places the organism in Eukaryota, Fungi, Ascomycota, Eurotiomycetes, Eurotiales, Aspergillaceae. The record is from the annotation of a GenBank genome assembly.
AUGUCACAAUUUAGAGCCAAGCGUCUGGAUAUUGGCGGCUUUAUCAACGCCCGCAUCAUCCGUGAUCAUACCAAGCGCAAGGUUUUCGAACAGUAUGAGCCGGAACGACAGGCGCUCCGCUACAUAAUCCGCAACACUACCCUCCCUCAACGUGUCCGCGCACAAGCCCAACUCCAACUCUCCCAGAUGCACGCCUAUACCCGGUCAACGCAGAUCAAGAACAGAUGUGUGGCUGGUGGAAUAGCAAGGAGUGUUUCCCGGGAUUUUAGGAUUGCAAGGUACCAAUUCCGACAACAAGCUCUAGCCGGUGAAUUACCUGGUGUAAGAAAAGCUAGUUGGUAA